Messenger RNA from Mercurialis annua (annual mercury), 1317 nucleotides. Its product is annotated as proline-rich protein 3-like. The transcript has 2 exons. Bases 49 to 1122 code for a protein of 357 amino acids. Lineage: Eukaryota; Viridiplantae; Streptophyta; Magnoliopsida; Malpighiales; Euphorbiaceae. The record is from RefSeq and is a predicted model, not a curated record.
CCAUAAUUUCUUUUCUUUUUUCUCCUUUCCAGCUUUGCCACAUCAGCAAUGGCAUUCAUUCAUCUCUUGUUUUCAUCCUCUAUCCUCCUUCUGUCACUGCUUGCCUCCGCUAGUGAUUAUGAUUAUGUUUCAGAAUCUAAACCUGAUUAUGUGAAACCCCAAAAUGUGUACAACCCUAAACCACAGUCAGACUCUGUCAAGCUCGAAAAUGAGUACGACGCCAAACCCAGAUUCGACAUUCGCAAUCCUGACACUAACUAUGCCCUGAAGUCUAAAUCCUAUACAGCUAAACCUGAAGAAACCUACAUUCCUAAAUCAGAGUCAGAAUAUGUCAAGCACACCGAAAACACCAAUUUCAACUUUCCUAAAUUAAAGCCAGAGUAUGUUAAACCCAAUGAAGAGUAUAAUCCCAGCCCUAAACCAAACAUUGCAAAACCUGAUGUCACCUAUCCUAAAUUAGAAUCCCAACCAGAAAAAUUAAAACCUGUCGUCACUUAUCCUCAAUAUCAGCCACAAUAUGCCAAAUCUAACAAAAAGUAUAGUCCUGAAUUCGAACAGAAUACUAUAAAACCAGAAUAUGCUAAACCAGAGGAAAAUAAGUAUAUCCCAAAAUCCAAACUUGAUGCUAGUUAUCCUGAACAAAAAUCAGAAUACGUCAAACCUGAUCAAGACCUUCAGAAACCUAAAGUUUCUAUUCCUAAUUCGGGUUACGGGUUCAAUCCAAAAUUAGAAAAUCCACUUCAUAUUGGCAUUGAAGGACUUGUCCUCUGCAAAUCAGGUUCUAGCUAUGUUCCUAUUAAAGGUGCCGUGGCAAAGAUUUCAUGUUCAAUUUUAGGUGAGAAUGGAUACAUGACGAGACUUUUCUCUUGCUCGACCGGUGCAAGCGAUGCAAAGGGUUACUUCUUCAAGGCAAUUCCUGUUGUAGGGCUUAAAGACUGCAAUGUCAAACUUGAAAAAUCUUCAUUAGAAAGCUGCAAUAUUCCUACUGAUGUGAACAAGGGGAUUACCGGAGCUCAGCUUUCUUCUUACCGUAUUCUCUCGGAUGAAAAGUUAAAGUUAUAUUCAGUUGGACCUUUCUUCUACACCUCGGAGUCUAAACCAACCCCUAAUACUGGUUACUAGAACUAUUUUUUCCGCGGCUAACGUUGAACUCAUGCCAGUUUGAAUUGUUCGUUUUGUUGAUUGUUUCAAUUGUCAUUUUCUUAACUUUAAACUUUCAUCAAUGGAGUUGUCCUUACAUAUAUCAAGAACUGUUUAAAUUAAGCUUUACCUGUAUUAUGGGAAAUUCCUUUAAUGAUAGCAAGUGAAUGAACUGCC